This is a messenger RNA of Carica papaya (papaya), 1199 nucleotides long. Lineage: Eukaryota; Viridiplantae; Streptophyta; Magnoliopsida; Brassicales; Caricaceae. The record is from RefSeq and is a predicted model, not a curated record.
CAUUUCUCCCGGUGAAAAUCUGGAAGACGAGGAUGGCUCAGAUAGGGUGUAUGUGGAUGAGGAGGGUGCGAGGAGGAGUAGGAACAAACUCCAUCUUAACAGUAAAGCCGUCAAUGGCCUUCUUGUCUCCUCCCACCCUUCCAUGUCAUCAUCUUCAUCAAUCAUUCACUUCCUUCCCCUCUCUUAAACCACCGAAUCUCAUUUCCUUCGUCUCUUCUAAUCGACGCUUAUCUUCAGUUCCAUGCCUUUCUAAUUCUUCUUCUUCUUCUUCCUCUAUUCCUCUCCCUCUUCUCGACGAUGAUUCCUUGGAUUUAGGAAUUGGAGAGAGAGAUGAAAAUCCAAAAAAAAGCUCCAAGGUGCUCUUGAAAGGAAUGAGUUACGCCCAACUCCAAGAAUGGGUACAAUCCCAUGGAUACAGACCGGGACAGGCUUUGAUGCUAUGGAAGCGUCUAUAUGGGAACAAUAUUUGGGCACAUAGUAUCGAUGAACUAGAAGGCUUGAACAAAGAUUUCAAGAAGAUGUUGAGUGAACAUGCUGAGUUCAAAGCAUUAUCUUUAAAAAAUAUUCUUACCGCAGCUGAUGGGACUAGGAAGAUUUUGUUCUUGUUGGAUGAUGGUCUGGUAAUAGAAACAGUCGUCAUUCCCUGCAAAAGGGGCAGGACAACUGUUUGUGUUUCAAGUCAAGUGGGCUGUGCCAUGAAUUGCCAGUUCUGCUACACCGGCAGGAUGGGCUUGAGGAGACAUCUUACAGCAGCAGAGAUAAUAGAGCAGGCGGUGUUUGCACGACGCUUGCUCUCACGUGAAGUUGGCUUCAUAACGAAUGUAGUAUUUAUGGGAAUGGGAGAACCACUGCACAACAUUGAUAACGUCAUUAAGGCUGCUGAUAUAUUGGUGCAUGAGCAAGGCCUUCAUUUCAGUCCUCGCAAGGUCACUGUUUCUACAAGUGGUCUGGUUCCGCAGUUAAAGCAUUUUCUCCAUGAAUCUAAUUGUGCUCUAGCUGUUAGUUUGAAUGCUACCACUGAUGAGGUCAGAAAUUGGAUAAUGCCAAUAAUAGGAAUUCUUCCAUUUCAAUACGACUCAUCCGAUAUGGGGCAACUGAGAUGGGUUAAGUGCCAAGUUGAAGAUCAAAUGGCGAAUUCUAUUUCUCGAUUUACUAGCAGCCCUAGUAGUUCAUUAAAGAAUACGCCAGGGAAAUUUUGA